Caenorhabditis auriculariae is the source of this 26677-nucleotide messenger RNA. Lineage: Eukaryota; Metazoa; Nematoda; Chromadorea; Rhabditida; Rhabditidae. The record is from the annotation of a GenBank genome assembly.
AUGAAAUCUGGGAGCGAUAAGCUGAAAGAGCAAAGUCGGGGCGGAAAGCAACACCUGUUUGAAUCUAAACUAAUCCUUCUUUCAUCCGCCGCCGCCGAAACACUCCGAUUUUCUAUGGAGCACAUCUGGAAGCUUUCCGAAAAUCGUCUGGCCUUGCUUGCUGGACCGUCCGACGGUUUGACCUCUACAGGGCACAUUACAACGCGCGCGCGCCAAAAAGUGUUUUGGGUCGGCACGUAAUGGCAAGUCUGCACUUCUGCCGUGCCAGCGAUACCUUCGAGCUUCUUCUUUUGUUCUCCUCCCACGCGAUUGCUGGAUUAGUUCUUGCUCUUAAAUUUUAUCAGUUUAAUCUAGAAAAACUUCAAAAAUGCGGAGAGGAGUUUGAAAAUCAUUUUGGCGCCAAGUUUUUGAUUUUUGUUCAGAGAUAGUGAGACUUUUUUGUCAUAACCUUAUUUCAAUUAUUUAAGGAAUAAAUAUCCAAAUUUGAAUUAUAAUACUGCUAUGAAUGGUAUAACAUAAUAGCGAAGCUCUGACAUUUGAAUUUGUGGCCGAUGCAUCACUGUCCCCUUUUCAUUUUUCCUAAACUCCUUCCCAAAAAAAAGUGUAUUUCUCUCGAUUUUCCCUCAUUUUGGUAAUUCCUAGUCUACUCUCUGACCGCAAACUUCAUCUAUUUGAAUACAUUCAUAACUCAGUUAAUUUACCUUUUUCUGACAGACUAUCAAAUUUCAUAACAUGCAACAUGUUUAUUUUCGAAAAGGGGUGCGUUGUUCAGUUCUCUCCUCCCUUUUAUCGAUUUUUCUUCGUUACGAUAAUCGGCUGAAGUUCCGCAGUGUCACUUUUUUUUGGUCCGAGGAACUUGGCGGAGAGAACUUCUUUCCAGUUCAGAUGGCGCGAUAACGCCUUCCAGAACAGUUACAUUGUCACGUAGGUUUCCAUAUUCUACUGUGAUCUACUUUAAUAUUCAUAGUUUCUUUUUUUACCUUUUCCAAUACUUCUGAAUCUCUCUAAACAAAAAUUUAGAGGGCUUGAGAAAUAACUAGACUCAAUUUUCAUUUCUCGCACUUUGAUCUACGCAAUCCUUAAUUAUCACUCCAGAAGAUCUCCUUAUCAUUCUAAAAUCUUAGUCUCGAAUUCUGGUCUCGAAAUCCUUCUUCAAUCUUCCAAUACCACACAAGUCGUUCGUGGAAUCGAGUAAAAACAGAGCGGAGAAGAAAAAAAAAAGGCAGACCACCCAGGAUUUCCAUGAGAAGGCUGUGCGCCCUGCCGCACACGAAGAAAAUGGACGACCGCGACGCAAAACGCACGCGGGGUAGCACCGAUGCCUGAUUCCACAUACGUCAAUAUAUAAUAUUUCAAUUAAAUUACAAGUUCCUGGUUCAUUUUUUUCAUUUGUUUUUUUGUUGUCUUGUAUGAUUUUUGUAUUUUCAAAUCUGCAUAUAGAAAAAUUUCUUCUAUUUUGCUAUCCUUGCACCUUUUCACCAAUGACCUUAUUUUUUUCUUUGUCCUAUUAUAUUAAGAAAAAUCCGAAUUUUUUUCGAACUUCUUUUUCUUGCUAAUAUCUUGUGGACCAUUCAAGGAUACAAGAUAAAUAUGAUUUUCUCAAAAAAAUUUGCUCUCACUAUGACUUACCUUCGAUAGAAGUAACUUCAGGAAUAUUCGACUUUUUGCAAUUCAAAAGGCAAAAAUUUAAAUUUCUUUUAAUUUCCCAUUGACUAACAACCAUUCUCUACACUAUCGGACACUGAAACUAUCAAAAAGUUGAAAGACCUCCUUAAUAAAAAUCCAUAAAAAGUAUUUUUGUGAAAAAAUUUUUUUUGGUUUUCUUACGAAAUUUUUGCGUUCUUUGUCCAUAACAAGUCAUUUAUCAGUUUGUAGUGCAGAAACCCUAAAGUUACACCUUGGCGCUAUCAUAAAACGAAGGAAAAUCGUAGGCAAAGCGAUCGAUUUGUGUAGGGCGCGGAGUGCCACCCACGGAGCUUUUUCAGAACGCUCUCCAUCCCUGUAAUGGCACGUAGAAGGUCUUCUCUCUCAUUGCCUUUUUCUCUCAGAAACCUUCCCUACCGUAGGCAAAAUAGAAAGCAUUAUGUGUGUUCUCAAAACUGACUUCCUUGCUUGAACUUAAAAAAAAAAGAAUUAUUUCGAAUAAUCUUGUUUUUUUUUGUAAAUAACUUGAAAAAUCUUUUAUGCAAAAAAACCCCAAACUUUAACUUGCAAAACUUUCUCGUUUUUCUCAACUGAAGGACGAAAAUCGAAGAUAACGGUUGCGCGCUAGUCGAGUGCACGUCGCGGAGGUUCCUAGGCGUCCUUUCUCGAAAAAAAAAGCCGAUGUCACAUUUUUUUUUUGAUGUUCAGCACGUUUUUCCAGAGCGUCAAAAAAUGUUUUGAAGGUGUCUGAGAUGAUUCUGAAGAAUCCACAAAAAAAUCUCUUUUUAAGGGUACAAAAUUUCAUUAUACUCCUCAGUUCUUUAUGAACACGAUACAAAAAAAUUUUUUAAUUUUUAAUUUCUUUUUAGAAGAAUUUUUUCAUUUUUGACUUCUACUCUAUUUCUCGAAUUCUUUACGAAAUUCUUCACUUCAAAAAAUUUUUUUUUCAUUCUUUUAAUAAUGUCGGAUCCUUUUUUUUCCUUUUUUUAUUGCGCGCAAAAAUCGAUUCCAAAAAUUCCAAUUUCGAGUUUUAUAGUAUUUUUUUCAGAUUUUUUUCGCUGAAAAAAAGUGUUAAAACUUGAAAAAAACCUUACUUCAUUUUCGAAAUUGUUCAUCUUGAAGUAUUUUAAUUGAUUGAUUGAAAAACUCCAAAAAUAAUAUUUUAACAAAAAGGACGCCCCCACAAAAAAACUACAAACCUUUUUCCAUCAAUCGUCGCAUUUGUUGCAUCUCAAAUUUUCUUUUUUUCUAGUUUUUUUCAACUCUACCGUUUUUCAGAAGGAAAUGAACAGAACUGGCUUUUGAACCAGGAGGCCGACCAGGAGAAGGGUCAACAAGUGAGAAUAUUAUAUAUUUAUUAUUUUGAAUCUUUGUAAUGUUCAGGUCGUUGUUGGCUUCCAUCCGAAUUUCAAUCUGGUCCUCUGGUACCAGAUAUGCUCAGCAAUUACCAUGCCGACACGGAAAACUUGCCGAAUUCGCCCCAGCAACCCGAACCUCAAGCAGAUCAACGAACGAUGGUUUUCGAACAAAUCGUUGAAUGCAAUGGAUACGACGAAUUCGAAGAUGAGGAGGAGGAAGACGAAGAAGACGAAUAUAUAGAAGUAGAGAUGCCGAAGACGACGCUGCCCCAACAGCAACGUUUCCGGCAUCCGCAGCAGAGUACCUCCUAUCAGAAUCAGCCGCCUGUGCGGGUUCAAACUCAACGUCAAUACGUUCAACCGCCACGUCAAUACAUUCAAACGCAACAACAGCAGAUUCGGCAGUAUCCGCCAGUUCAAAGGCAGAUCUACCAACAAAUGCCAACUGUUGUGCAGCAGAACUAUGAGUACUACCAAGCCCCACCUCAGUCUCAAGCUCUGUCUCUACCGCAUGUCACCUCGGUCGUCAAGGAUCGAAGAAAUCAGAAAAGUCAAAAAAUCAUCAUGGUCGACCCCUUUUCGACCGCUUGCGAUGCCAACGUCAAUUGGAAGCCCCAGGACAAUUACGGCAACUAUCAGGUUUUUUUGUGAUUAAUGUAAAAAAAUUGAAGCUAUCUUAGGGAUUAGUGAUAAAGUUUUGGUGUGGUCAAAAAAACCAAAUAUAAAUGAAUUUUUUUCGGGGUCAACCGGAAAAAAGAAUUUUUAUAAUUUGGUCUGGAUUUUUUUAUUUGAAUUUUUUUGCCUGUAUAAAUUUCAAAUUACGAGAUUUUUUUAAAUUUCAAAAUUUCUUUUCUUGAAAAACAGACCUUUUGAAUAGGCGCGGUUUUUUUCCAACUUUCAUUUGAACUUCGGGAAAAAAACUCAGACCUUCUAAUGCUUUUUUUGCUUUUUCUUUAUUCUCCUCCAAAUCAGUCAAAUUUAUUGGCUCUUUUUGAACGAUUUUCCUGGGAUUUACUAUUAAAAAGUGAAUAACCAAAACGUACCUGGUUCUUUUGUGGAAAUUCUGCUUUGAAUCGUAUUUUCGAUGCUCCGGCUCCACGUAAAAUUAUACGUACUUUUUUGGGGCCGACUAUGUUAAUUUAGUCAGGUCAGACACCUAAAAAUUGUCCAAACUUUUCCUCAAGCCUAAUCUGGAAACUUACAGACUCAGCCGGAGUAUGAUCGCGAUGAACUCAUCCUAAUCAUGGAUCACCAGCUCGCGCUAGUCGACGUUUACCGAGAGAUCUAUCUAAUGACCGUAAUCAGAAUCAUUUUCUGACUAUCAUUGAAUAUUUUUUUCAGGAUUGGGUGAAGCUCAAAAAGAUCCACUUUGUCCCCGAUUUGAACACCAAAAGUUUAGUGAAAGAUACCAUAGAUAUGCCGCUAUGUCCUGCGGAACACUUGCCAUGUUAGUUUUCUUUUUCAAUUUUUUAAAAAAAGACUUUAUUUUCUUUCGAGCUCAAAAAUUGCUUACCUUUUUGAGGCGAAAUAACUAAAGUAGAAAAAAAAUAAGAUUGUUUUUGAACUGCUUCUGCAACGGUAAAAUGCUUUAUUUCAGUGGGAGCCACACCUCGCGACGCUGUUCUUCUCUACAACAAAGAAUUCGAAUACUUGAACUGGCUUCUGGUUCCGAAAAACACGUAAGCGGAUAAAAAAAUUUUUUGAAGCUUGAUGAGAAUAUUUUUCAGCUACGUUCCGGCACGAGACCACAUGAAAUGUUCGAGCCAGAUACCGGACAAAAUCAUCAGACAUUUCUUCAAAACGAAUCAUCACGCUAUUCGUGGAUUCUUCAGACAAGUCCACACAAAAGACGGUGAAUAUUCCAGGAAUGAAAUUAUGGAAUAUUUUUGGUUUUUAGGUCGUGAUCCAAUGUUUAUGGGAGAUGUCGUUUACGGCUUGCUAUUCCCUAUGUACAAACCGUUCCGAGAGUAAGCAUUGAAAUUAAUUUAUUUAAAAGGGUUUUCCUCCAAUUUCAAGAAAUAUAACUUAGCUUUUUACCUUGUUUUCAAAGAACUGCAGAUCUUAAAAAAGUUGAUAACUUUUUUUUUGAUUACAUCUAGCGAAAUCUUGCAACUUGAAUUCUUUCACAGCUUCAAAGCUUUUUCAAGGAAGUUCGAGAAAAAUUUUUUUUCAAUCAAGGUUAGAAAGUGAGCCAACAAAAAAUUAUAUAAAAAAAGGAAAAAGUUUCUUGAAAUAAAAAUUAAGACUAUUAAAUUAAAUUAAGUUUCUUGAAAUAGAAUUAAGACCCUAGAAGGAGAAAAAAAUCUCGAACUCAAAAACUUCAAACCUCAGAUGCAAAAACAUUUUUCAGCUGGACUACUGCUCAAAAAGUUUCCUACAUCAAGAUUACAAACUACUUGGUGAAUAUGCAAAAUACGGUCGAAUAGUAAGUCAUUUUCAUGAACUUUCUCGGAGAAACUGUGAUUUUUUAGUCUCAGUAACAAAGUUAAACAGCAAGUGAAGCCUGGCCCGAAAAAGAAGAAUCCCGACCCAAUACAAGAAGUUCCUCAAAGGCCGCCCAGCAUUUUCGAGGUGACAUUUUUGCAAAAUCUCUUUCGAAAUUUACUUUUGAAUUUUCUUCAGUUCUUGGAAUCCAGUAUCUCGCAGUCGCGAUUGGAGACUUCAAAAGAAAUGCAACGGGUUGGUCAUGAAAAAAAAGAGAAAGAAAAAUGGAUUUUUUUCAGCUCUACGAAAACAAAGACCAUUAUAGUCGAUGUCAUCCAACUUUGCGGCUCGAUAUUUUGGAGGAAAGUGGAUAUGACAUGUAAGGACUUGCCUUUUCAGACUUAUUUCCUACUUCAAAAAAUAAUGGCAAGAAGUGAAAAAAUUACCCCUAAUCUGGCAGUGAAAAAUAGAGAAAAAUUACACAUUUCAAGUUUAAAGACCGUUCACAAAGUUCAAUAUUGGGGAGAGAGAGAAAUAGAUAAAAUUCUUUUACAGAACUCACAUCUACCACAGCAACGCCAACGCUACGGGUCCAAUGUCAGCUUGUCAAUCCACUCUAUCAGGAACGCUGGUCGUCCAUCACAAAGGAAAACCUCCAGUCCGAGAGCAAGAAAUCAUAAUCGAAGAGUGCGAAAUCGACCUGAACGACCCGAUUUAUGUGGAUGAAAGAGUGGACUGUGAGGCGCGGAUUUUGGCCGAGACUCUAGGGCCAGGAGCUUCCCAGAGCUACAAAGAGCGGGCUCAGCUCUCUCGGAGUCAAGCUUAUGCUCAAACAUCCAAAACUGGAGAUAACGAAAGAGAAAAGUCCAUUGAAAGUGUCCAUGAGCUGGUUGAGGCGAACAUCGAAGAGAUUAUGUAAGAUUUAUUAAUAAGAUCAUUUAGCUUUGCAAUUGGUGAUUUUAUCAAAAUUCGAUCAGAAAAUUUUCAAAACACCAAAAAAAAACUUUCAUGAAAUAUUAAAAAGCACAAAUUUUAUUGAAAUGUGUUCAAAAUCUCUCUCAAGGUUUUCAGUUUCUCAAAUGGCAAAGUAAAAUGACUAUAUCAAUCAAGAAAAAAAGAAUAUGAUAAAUUUACAGGGGAGAAAAAUCUCAAGCUCAGCCCCAGAGAAGGCUCAAAGAAGGAGCGGUAAGAAGAAAAAAAAAAACGUGGGAAUUUAAACAAAACCCUGUUUUCAGAGCAAUCUUCCGGUUUGGAAAUACAUGAAGAAGCACAACAUUGACGCGGAGGCUUAUCUCCAAAAAAUGGUCAGUUUUUUUCUCGACCAGGACCUCAGAGCAUAAUAAGACUUUUAAUAAAGUCUGGUACUCUUAAUGGACGCUUUUUUGAUUUGAAAGAAAGAUCUGAGGAAAUUGUUGACAAAAUUAUGAACUCAUGAACCUUUCUGUAAUCUUGGAAAUUUUAUAAAAAUUUGUUCACAGGAAACGGCUCAACCUUCAAAGCCAAUCGCCAACAAUCGCCGAGGUCACAAGUUCUUGAAGAAGACAGAAGAGAAAAAGGAGAUCAAGGAAAUUGUGGAGGUCGAAGCGAUCGUGAGUUUUUCUCGUUCAAAUGCACAAAGGUUCCCAAAUUUCAACAAAAAACUUUGAGGCUAAAAAAAUUCUAUUUAUUUUAUGUCAGCUAAUUUUUUUAUAAAAAUCAAAGUUUUGGAAUUUCAGCCGCUGAAAAAAACAAGAAGCGCGAACAAAAAAAGAAAAAGGAGAAGGUCGUCGAAAUUUUGGUGACGUCACGGCCGGUCAAGCUUCGUAGGCCGAAAAAAGCCAAAAAAGCUAAGCGACGCGGUAGACGUGAGGUUCGUCUUUCCAGUUUAACCGAGAAAAAAAUUAAAAAUUUCAGGGACCUGGUCGCCCCAAAAAAUACAUCGGAUGCAAAGCCAGGGAAAAGCAAAGACUCGAUGACAUGAAAAAAGCCGAGGAAGAGAAGCUCAAAAACGCCUACAUGCCGGUUUUGGACCAGAUGAUGCAAGGAAUCACGGGCAACAUGAAUUUCUGGCUUGGCAUUGGACCAGCGAAUCUUGAAAAUGGUUUGAAAUUCUGUCUCAAUUUGGAUGAUCUAUUGAGAAAACAUGAAAAAAGACAGGGUUUCUAGAAGGGUAAAAAAAGAACAAAGAUUUGAACACCUCAGAGAAUUCGCCGAGGCGUACUCGAAUGAAAAAGAAUUUUUUGCUAUGAGUCACGGCAACACAAAGACGCCAAAACCUCAUCUUUUUUCACUACAUUCAUUGGAUACAAACUAUGAGACAUGAUGAUUCGACCAAAGAGCAAAAAUCAAGAACACUAAUUUUAUAUGGAAAAAGGAGUACUUCUUUUUUAAAUCUAUCAUUUUUCAGAGAUUCUAUCCGAGUCUUAGUGGCUCCCUAGACAUAACACAAAGUUCAAAAAAUAUUUUCCAGAAAACGAAGAAGUGGACAACAGCGGAUUCGUCACUUCUACGGACAAUAGCUUCAUUGGUAGAACAAAAAGACUUGAAAAAAAACGAGGAAUAAAAUUUAGAAAAUACAAGUGCAUCUGAUCAGGAUCACGACCAAAGUCGCGAACAGUUCGAGAACAGCGCGGAAACACCUGCCAAGGCCCCCGAAGCGCUCGAAAAGAAACAGUCGCCGGCACGCCCACCAGCAAGGGGAAGAAGCAGAGGAGGCAGAAGCAGACAACGAGGUCAGAAUGACCCAAAUUCAAUAGGAAAACUGUAUAUUUCAGACAACGCAAAAGAGGAAGAUAAGCAGGAAAAUCUCUACAAAGAUCUCAAAAGUAUGUAGAAGAUGUGGGAUAAUUAAUGUUAUCUUUUUCAUUCAGAUUGGCCGGUCCCAGAGGAUGAUGAGCAGACAAAAGAAGCGCUUGAUCGUAUUCAAAUGGCCACCAAGAGCACAGGCAUGACAAUCACGACGGAAGAUGGCGAGAAAAAGAAAAUGCCAGUCGCCACUUGGAUCGAGGUUUUUCAACCAGGAAACGAAAAAAUUAACAAAAAUUUGCAGGACGACCUUGAUUUGAGCGACCUGCAAGAGAUCGCAUCGUUGCUGCGGGAAACCAUUCUGAGCGUCGCCGUCAACCCGCCCGUCGAGCCCCGAGAGGUAAUCAAGUAAAAAUAACUGUUGGGGUACGGUGGCCGAGAAAUGUUACACGGAGAAGGAAAACAAAAAAGACGCUGGGAAAAUUUUUUCUUGAGAUGUUUUUCAGAAUCUUUUGGAUUUCUCAAAGUUCAAAGGUGCAUGAAAACUGUUUUCUGCGUUUUUGGCAAAAGGUUACAAAACGCGAUUUUCGGCAAAAUCAAACUUUUUCAACCUUCUAAUAUUUACGCAGAAAAAAAGAUAUAAUCAUUAUCUAAACAUAAGAAAACAUUGCAAAAAAACUAAAAAGAAAGUUUUGGCGAAAAACUGUUGACAAAAAAACUACACCAUAGUUUAAGCUAUUCAAAAAAAAUGAAUGAUUAAAAUUGAAUUAAAACAAAAUAACCGCAAAAAACAGCGUCGACAGACUGUAGCAUCUGCGCCUCAAGAAUCACUGUUUUCCAAAAAGACUGUCAAUAAGAUUUCUCCCUUGCGCUUCUCAGAACUACAGUAGUCUGUUAUAAGAAGACUGCACAAUGGUGAACUUUAAGAAAACUGUAAGAUUGACUCAUUUUCGAAAGAGACAGCUCAUAACUGGUAAUAGUUAACAUCACAGUAACCCGAAAAAAACUGAUCUCAAAGUUGAUAUAAAUUAUGGUUUCCUGGCAGUCAGAUGAAUGUCGGUCAGUGAAAUUGUAGAAGGCAACUUUGAACAAAGAACGUAAGGAUGAAAGAACCAAGAAUUCCUGUGAAAAGGCGCGCUGGAUGCGAGGAGAUCAAAGAGAAGGGGGGAGUGGGGGAGGCAUUGGUUGGCGGCUUUUAUGUGCCGCCUAAAAAGGGGAGCCGACAAACAAGGAGGCCCCAGAAAGGCAGGAAACUAGUGAUUCAGAAGAAACAAGAAAUGUAAUCCAGGUGUAACGGAUAGAUUCAAAUGCAGUACCGUUAGACAACAAUGCGAAAAUGUUUAAACUCAAAACUUCUUCAUUUGAACCUCUGCUGGUUAGAAUUCAAUCAGAGUGUAAAAAUAACAGUCAUCACAACUUCAGAUGAUGUCAAAAAUAUUAAAUUUCGUGAAGAAGAUUAUGGUCAAAAAAACGCGUCUGACGGAAUUUUAAAUGAGAGACAAUUUAAAAAAAAAACAAUCUUGAGAGGAAAUUCAAAAAGAAUGAAGCCUUUUAUGAUACUCAUAGAACUAUUAUUACACGGUUAAGAUAGGAAGCUCCAUCAUUUAUAAAAAAACUUCAUAUAUUUAAUUCAACUGACCUGUACUUUAUGAAGACUCACAGCUUUACAAAACGCUCCGCCGCAAUAAAUUCCGCGAUUUCCCGUGUUCAUUCCUGAGCAACUGGUAUAACGAGACGAUAGAAACGAAUAGAAAGGAAAUGAAAAGACGAACGCCAAGCGAGAGGCAGAUUGUAGCAUCUGUCGUUCAAAAAAGGAACACGUGCGUGGAGGCAAGAAACUUUUUGCGAAGGGUGGCACGACGACAUUUUUUGCUGGUACGCGGCGACGUUCGCCUCGCAGCUGGUGACUGUACGAACGUACAAAAAGGGCACCUCGCAUUUGCGCUCCUUGCGAAAAUGUUACGCUACCACGGAAAACUCUAGUAAUGAAAAUAUUUUGAUCGAUUUGUUGUUUUUCAGAUCAAAAAACGUAACCGCCACAAGUACGAUUUCCCACCUUUGCGGCACUCGGAGCGAAUUUCCCGGAAACCUAAGGCUACGGUAAGUGUAAGGAGGACGAAGAAAACAUCGAAUGGUUCAUUGACCGCUAGUUUCAGAAAUUUCAACGCUGAUUUAAAAAUAGCAAUGCGUGGUUUUACAUUGUAAGCGAGCGCCGUUAGCCAUUGAUUUUUCAAGAAAUUAGUUCAAAUUUUCAAAAAAUGGUAUGCAGGCAGAUGAGUACUAAAAAAACCGAGAGUGGUAGAAAGUACAGCUUAACACAUUUUUCCAUUGAAGAUGACUACACAGCAAGAGCCCAAAAUAAUGUACAUGCUUUGAACUUUUCGCUGCUCUAUUUUGAAUUUUUUCAUGAGCAGUCAGAAUUUUUUCUAGCUCUGUACGACCUUUCACCGAAAUUUGAAAAAAGUCUUUGUCUGCGCGCUCUGUCACCAUUGCUACCAUCAUCGCGACAAACAGAAAAGGUCAAAAAAAAAGGACGCGUCUGAGAGAUCUGGAGAGCGCAGACACCAAAUUUGUUACAAAGAGCGAUGAAUAAGGAUAAAAAUUAUGAAAGUUUUUCCUACAGUUUUAUCGGAGAAUUCGAAUUUCCCUGUUUGAAAUACUUGAAUAAUCAACCUUCAGAAGUUUAAGAAUUUUGACCUAGCCUGAGAAUCGGAAAAAAAAAUGUGUUUUCGGAGUUUGAAAAUAUCUGAUUGAUUGAGUUGUGUAUUCAAUGAAUCAAAAAAAGGCCAGAAAAGGUUAUGAAUGACCGGCAAAAAAAUAAUUUAUCAAUUAUAUCAAGAGACCAUAGGUACAAUGAAAAAGUCAUGAACGGCAGUUCCAUGUUCCAUAAUUUUCCGUGAAAUGAAUUUUUCUAGGUCUCACCCCUUCGAAAUGACAAGAGACAGAGCGAAAGACUUGCUAAAACUGUCGAAGUUGUUCAAGAUGAACAUCAGAAGGUAAAAUCAGUGGGAAUAAACUUAUUUCAAUAAAAUCUUUAGAUCCCACAAAGUUCUGAGAUUGAAAAUGCGGCCGAAAAGCAGGCAGUUUUGGAAUGCCUGGGAGCCUUGGUUGAGCAAGUUUGUGAGAUUCAGUUGAAUGAGAAUGUCGUGUCUGAGGUAAUUUUCGAACCUUUUCGACUAACUAUUCAAUUUUUUUUACAGGUCGUCCAAAAAGUCGUGGUUCCUGAGGCAAUCAUCGAGGUGAUCAAACUGAGCUUGAAUGAGGAAUUGCCCUAUAUGAAGUUUGUGAAGGCUGUUAAGGUACUUAUAGACCUAUGGACCAAUCAAAAGACCUUCUUUCAGACCCGCAAAUCUCCCAGAAACCGCAAAGAAGUUGUUCCGAAGACCGUGAAAAAAGUCCGUGGAAAAAAUGCCGUGACCGUGGAAAAAGUGCACACUUUGACGAAAGCUACUGAACUAAGGACAAUUCCACUGAAACCGGUUUGAAAUUUUAAAUUUUCUCAAAAAAUACCAACAAAAAUUUCAAGGUUGGUGAAAAGCGGUCAAUUCUCGCUCUGGUCACCAGAACCGUUUUUCAUGUGGUUUAACUUGAUUUUCAACGAAUUUCAUUAAUUUGAGUGCAUUUCUAGGCUGGCGAUGAGAACUUGGAAGAAGAGUACGAUGAAGACGAUGAGUGGUCAGCAAGUAGAAAUGUUUCUGUCGAUUUUACGGUGAUAAAGCCUGCAGAAAGAUCGGAUGCUAGAGUUCAGGUUCGUGGGACUUUAUAUGAUUACGACAUAACAAAAAAAAGUUCAGUUCGAAAAUUUCGGGUGUUAUCAAAAAGGACUUGGUGUGAUAAGGGAAAUUUUUUCAGACGCUGGUCUGAAUUCUUGAGAUUGAAUUGAAAAUAGCUCUGAUCAAAAAUUAAACUCAAAGAAUAACGAAAUUCUUUAAAAACGACAGCACAAGAUUUCGAAAAAAUUGGGAAUCUAUAAAAUAAAUCUGUAGAACUAUUUUUUUCCAAAUAGAAAGUCUAUUUAUCAAAAUGGUUGAAAAAAUGAUUUUGAAACGUUGAGAGGUCUUAGGAUUUUUUUUAAAGCUUCUAUUUUGAGUUCAGAUUUUGAAUUAUUCUGCGAUAACUUAUAGUUCAUCCGCUUUCCAAAUUUAAUGAUCAUUUUUUCAGGUUCAAAAGAACUUUGAGCGUUUUGAAGUGGAGUCUACAAUUCGAGUUAAAAAUGUUACGGAGAAGCCUCAAAAGGAAGCUGAACCGAUUGUUGCCGGUCAACUGAAUGAAACCUUGGACACUGCAAAUUCCUCAGCUUCUUGGUCCUGUAUCGUUAUUCCUGGUGCUCCUCUCGACGUCUCCAACUUCUGGUCGGACUUUUCAAGUCCAAACAAGACUGUCAACGUUGAAACGGAUGAGGAAGAGCUUUUGAAUGCUUUUUCGGCGAAAAACUUUGUUUGUAGAAAAAAAAGGCUUUUUUUUUUAAUAUUUCGAACUAUAGGAAACUUCCACGCCCAUGAAAAAGCCAGACGCUGUUGAAGAAAGUCCUUUGAAACCAGAAACACCGGUGAUUAGACUUACUUCAAUUAUAUCACUAACUUAUCAAUUUUAGAGUCACAAAGUUGCCAUCUCUUUUACUGAAGCCGAUCGAAAAAUCAUUGGCUUCAAAUCAGAAGAACCAAAGAGCGAAACAUCGGUAUAUCAGCAUGUAAUUCAAUGGAAAAGUUAUAAUCGGAUUUUUUCAAGGCUUUCCUAAUGACCAAGGCAAAACAGGCUGGCUGGGACAUGGAAGAAGCUGGAGAAGUUCUUCGCGGUGUUGGAAAAUACGACAAGGUUAGUUAAAACCGGAAAUUUGAGGGCUUAGGGAAAUAAUUGUCGAUAUCCGGAAAAAAAGUUUACACAAAAAUAUUCUUGGUGCAUAUCUCGAAAAAAUAAUUAUACAAUUUAAAGACAGGAAAAUGAAUUCCAGGAAAUCCUCGGAUCCCUCGUUGUGAUCUGGAAUUUGCUGUGGCUUUCGUACGGCAAGGUGCACAAUUUCUUCGUCGAGCCGCCUUUCCUUCGAGCUGUGAGCAAGGCUGUCGCAAUUUGGUCCAUCGAACGGUGCAAUGGAACCGCUGAUCCUAAAGUCAUCACGAAAAUGGAGUCGAUGCUCCAGAAGAAAAUCAGCACGAUAAAAAGACCUCAGCCUUCUUUGUCGACGGUGGUACCGCUCAAUGAGAAGGAUCUGAAUGAGAUCAAGGCUCUUCUGGACAGUACGGAUUUUAUUAGAAUGGCUUGAAACAAUAAAAUGUGUUUUCAGAAAACUCCGAGGUGAAAAAAUCGUCGAAAUGGUACUUCUCACCUCUUGAAAUACCUGGUGAUGCUGAGAUGGUGGAGGAGGAAACUGUGGAGACGCUUCUGGAAACAAGUAAUUAGAAAAACUUACAUGUUGAUAAUACUUUUCAAUCGCCAUGAUUCGAGAAAUGUGCAAAAUUUUUUUGAUGUCAUAUUGCAAAAUGAUUCACUUUUUGCAUUGAUUCAAAAAAUCGAAAAAUUCAAUUAAAGAACAUAAAUUUAGGAACCAUUCAUUCGGAAGAAGUCACAGCUCCGCAACUGCUCUCAACCAAAUCACUUCAAAGUAUCGAAGGUAAAAUCAUAUUUUUUUCCCGAAAUUACACAUGUCACUUACUUUCAGUGACGGUCGAACUGACUUCAGCCCGAGAUCAGGAGUGUUCUCUGUCCAUCAACGAAGAAAACAGAGAGGAAGCGUCGCUGACCUACGGUCCUGUUACUUCGUAUAGCGUGAAAGGUGAUUCAGUCUCUUAACAAAAAAUUUAUCAAGUGGUUCAUUUUUAGAUCCUAACGCGCAACAAAAUGCUUCCAAACAAUGUCAAGGGGCUUCUCUGAAUAUCGAAGAAUCCAAUGAUGAUAAGGCGUUUCUUUGUGUCUCGACGUUACCCCGCCUCGUUCAAAGUAGAUUCCCGUUUCACCAAAUUUUCAUCAAGCUCAUUGGUUUCAGCUACCAAGAAAUCAAGAAAGGAAGGCGUUACUGUGUCCGUACAAGAAAGACACGAAGACACUGUUUUUUCAACGAUUGGGACAACAGCGACCCAUCGUGUGAAAAGUAGACCAUCAUUUUAUCGAAAUUUUCAUUAACGUUGAUUUCAGUUUGCGACUCGCAGAAAUGGAGAAAGGCGAAGAAACAGGGCGUCUCGCUGUCUAUCGAAAAAAGCUUAAAAGAAGAGGCUUUUUCUACGGUCUCGCCAAUGCUUCGCGUGAAAGGUAAAUUACUUUCAGCGGAACUUUCAAUAACGUUAUUCAUUUCAGCUUCGACUUCUCAGAAAGAUAGAGAGAACAGCGGCGUGUCUUUGUCCGUACAAGAGAACCACACGGAAACCGUUUUUUCAACUAUCGGGACAACAGCGACCCAUCGUGUGAAAAGUAGAUUACCUUUUCAUCAAAACUGUUGAUAACGUCUUUCACUUCAGCUUCGCAGAAAGAAAAGAAAAAUCGAAGCGUCUCUUUGUCUAUUGAUGACCGGCUCGAAGAAAAGGCAUUUUCCACAGUCGCACCAACGAGUUCUUUGUACGUGGAAGGUAUGUUAUUUUUCAUCAAAACUUUUAGAAACUUAUUCAUUUCAGCUUCGACUUCGCAAAAAGGGAGAGGGAACAGCGGCGUGGAUUUGUCCGUACAAGAUCAACACACGGAAACCGUGUUUUCCACGAUCGGAGGAACUGCGACCCAUCGUGUCAAAAGUAGACCAUUCUUAUACCGAGACUUCCAUGAACUAUACUGAUUUCAGACACACCCAAGCCGAAAACUCGGAAAGGCGUGACGCUGACCGUCCACGAUCAAAAUGAAGGCGAUGCAUCACUCACAAUAGGACCUCCGACAUCUUGCGUCAUUGCUGGUAAUAAUUUACGAAUAAUAGCAAAAAUAACAUUUUCAUUUCCAAAGAAAUAUUUUUACAAACUUCUCUGAUUUCAGACACGAGCAAGUCAGACUCUUGGAAAGGCGUGGCUUUGACCCUUGAUGAUCAAAAUGAAGAAGAUGCGUCAAUCAACAUCGGACCUCCCAAAUCUUGUGUCAUUGCAGGUAAUAAUUUACGAAUGGUAGCGGGAACAACGUGUUCAUUUCCGAAGAAGUAUUUUCACAAACUUCUCUGAUUACAGACAAAAGGAAGCCAGACGCUCGGAAAGGCGUAACGCUGACGCUCCGCGAUCAAAAUGAAGGAGAUGCGUCAAUCAACAUCGGACCUCCCAAAUCUUGCGUCAUUGCAGGUAAUAAUUUACCAAUGGUAGCGGGAACAACGUGUUCAUUUCCGAAGAAAUAUUUUGACAAACUUCUCUGAUUUCAGAUGAAAGCAAGCCAGACGCACGGAAAGGCGUAUCGCUGACGCUCCACCAUCAAAAUGAAGAAGAUGCCAUUUUGAGCGUUCGAACUCCCAAAGCUUACGUCAUUGCAGGUAAUAACUUACGAAUGAUAGAGAGAAUAACGUCUUCAUUUUCGAAAAAAAACUUUUACAAAUUUCUCUGCUUUCAGACCAAAACAUGAAACAGGAAGGUGUGACGCUGACUCUCGACGAUCAAAAUGAAAAAAGUGCAACCCUAAAUGUUGCGCCUACGUCCUCUUGUCGGAUUAAAGGUAACUAUUUAUGAAAAAUAACGGGAAUAACGUAUUUAUUCCAAAAUAAGUACAUUCAAGUACUUUACUGAUUUCAGACGCCAGAAAGCAGGGCGCGGUUCAAAAAACUCGUUUGACCAUUGAAGAUCGGAAUGAAGGAAAUACUGCUCUCCAUCUCGGAAAACGCGAAUCUCGUAUCAUAGACGGUAAUAAUCCAUGAAUAAUAGCGAGAAGAACUGUUUUGUUCCGAAAGAUCUACUUUCAAGAAAUUUACUGAUUUCAGACGCCAAAAAGCAGGAAACAAGUGAAAGAACUUCCCUGACUCUCCAAGAUCAAAACGAAACAAGUACCCACCUUGAGGUUGGGCCGUCAACAUCUUGUUUCCUUGGAGGUAACAUUUCUUGAAUUAUAGAAAGUAUAACGUGUUUGUCUCAAAAGAAAUACGUUUUCAAAGAGGUAUUUUACUUUUGCAGGCGCUGAAAACGAGGUUGCCCGGAUCGUUGUCCUGGACCUUUCGAGUGUAAAAAACAAUGCCGCGGUUUCCAAAAUCUCAAGUUUGUUUCAAUUAGAAGCUCUGAAACGGGAAUAUCAAGUUGCAGGGUCCAGCAACGAGUCCCGAGUAGUCGGGCCGAACAAGCUUCCUGAAACAGUGCUCGUCCGGAUUUCAAGUUCGUUUCAAAGAAAUCCGAAGCAAAACAUCACUAAAAGUCAUAGCUUUUCGACGUGAAAAAGAAAAAAAUGUUUAACGAUUUUCUCAAGCUCUUCCAAGUUGAAAUUACUCAACUUUUUUGCUUUACCUUACUUUUAGGGCUGUGCUUAGAAAUGGAAAGGUAGACGCCAAUAAAUAAACUUCCAAAUAUCUGAUGCAUUGCGCAAAUAGACUUUGGUCAGGCGCGCUAAAAAGUUGUUGAGAAAAUAAAAAAAUAUUGAAAGUAAACUUUUUCAGUAAGGCAUAGGCAUGAUUUCAGAGAGCGUUCCGUCCUCUGCACUUGAACUCUUCGACGACCUUUCCAAGGACUUCGGCAAGGAUGAGCAGUUCGAACCUUCGGUGAAGUCGACAGGUUUUUUUCUGAUUUCUUUACUUUUUCAUGAAUGUUUUUUAGCCGCUAAAAACGAUGAAAGCAAAACUCAUGGCGAAUUUGAAAGAGAACAGAGAACGGAGGCAUCAAGUAAUUUUUAAGCUCGUUCUUUGGCAAUUAUUUAUUUUCCAGAAACUUCUCCAGAAGAUCUCUGGGAGACUUUCUUCACGAAAACCGCGUCAUCCAGCGUUCCGGAGAAUUGCGAAUUUUCCGCUAAACCUGCGGAAAUAAAAAAAGGUACCUUUCAAAAAUCUGAUUUUUUCGGAUUGUAUGACUUGAGAUUUAAAUCAAAAAAAUGAAGAGUUUUACGGGUUUUUUUCUAUUCUGAUGAAACUCGCCAAACACAUUUUUUUUUCAUAUGUGCAAAACAAUUUUUGGUUAUGCCUGAAAAAAAAACGCCGGUUGAAUGAAAUUAAUUUCUUUUUUUAAAAAAGUUAGUUUUUACGAUAUAAAAAAAUUCACGAUGUCAAAUUCCUGUGUCGCUUUUUUCGGAAAAGUUCGGAAAAUUUGUAAAUAAACUUUUUGCUGGUUAGCCUAGUCUUUAUGAGAAAUAUCCGAGUAAAUUAAAAUCCUACGAGCAAUCUAAUGUCACAGAGAAACGUUUCAGAAUUUAUACCAAAUACUUUUUUACAGAAAAGUACAACUCUGUUUGCGCUUUCGAAGAUUCACGAAGCCGAAAACGCGGAAUUUAUGAAGGAGCAGCGGAAAGUGAGCUUCAGAAAGUGAUGAGAAAAAGGACAAAAUGUGUUCUUUCAGCAGCUGAAGAGAAGAGAAAACGGCAGGCCUUUUCCGAAUCAGUCGCCUUGCCUUAUGCGGAAAGCGACUUCGACACUAUCAGCGGCUCUUUGACAUCGAACAGUUCUUCAGUUCCAACAACUUCGAAGUGGAAUUACGUCGACGAAGCAGAGACUUCGUUCAAAAAGGAUCACUGCGUGCCAAAAGAUCGAGCUGGCUCAAACGAAAAUGGAGAUACUCAAGAUCGAUACAUCUCUGACGAAGUCAAAGCAAUCGUCGACGAUGCCAUGAAACGAUCCUCGAAUGAACAAGAUCUGGAUGCAAUAAUCAGAAAAUUGAAACUACCAGGUUGGUGAACAUUUUUUUUCAAUACACAUUUUCUCAGAAAAACCCAGAUAGAAAAGAUUUUCUUGAGCUGUAACGUGUUAUUAAGGGCUUGAAAACUGCUAUCAAGUAUUUCAGUGCUGUGUGAGAUAAAAGCUUUGAGCUCAUAAAAGUACGUCAUCUCAGCUGAAAAUGGCUCUUGAGCCAACUUUGAAAACUUGAAAAAUGCAAUAAUCAAUGUUCUCCAAUUUCCGAUAAAAUCCUACAACAAUACUUCCAUUUUUUUUUUUGAUUUUUGCUAAUUUCUAAGCUCUUAGCAACAGUAGAAAAACAAUAAAAAACUUUUCGCGGUAACUAUUCAAAGCAAAGGCGGAGCCAAAGUUGUAUCAAAAAGUAUCAUAAUCUUAUAAAUCGUCUAUCGAGAAGUUUAGAACUGUCAGAAAAAAAUAUGAAUUUUUAAACAAAGUGUUGUAGACGUUGAUGGGUUCCCCCAGAAAGGCUUGUUAUACUUUUUAUAUUGAUUUAUUGUUUUUUUUUUCAGAUUCGGCUGGCAGGAAAUCUGUUGAAAAUGUCGAAAAAGACGACAACUCUGGUCUUUUGAAAGAGAACAAGCGCGGUAAGAAACUGAUUGGUUUUUGAUAUAAUUGAGCUUAUUUUUUAGAAAGGAAUGCUCCAGAGAAGCCGAAAGAUGACGAUGUAUUGAUACCAUUUGAAGGACGAGGCAAAGAUGAUGAUGACGACAGUGACCAAGAUGAUGAUAAUGAAAACGGUAGACCGAAGCCACCCAGAGGCGCACCUGGAGUUUCCUGUCGACCUGCGGAGAUCCCCGUUCUCGUUGAUGAUGUCUGGGGAGGACCCAUAUAUCCGGAAAACAACGGCAAUGCCACUGGCGAAAACAUGUCCUCAAACACGACACAAAUCGAGCCACAAAAUGAAGGCACUGGAGCUAGCUCAAACACGGUCCAAGUCGAGCAAAUCCAGCCACAAAAUGUUUCUCCGGCAGAAGGCCCUGGAUCUAGCCGACCGCAGUUUUUCUAUGAGCACAUUAACGUCUAUCCUGGGAAGGACAACUUUUGUACUCAAAUUCCGAACCGAAGAGCCGUUGAAAAGAAAUUUCUCCCUCCAAUCGACUCUAUUUUGAAACAAGCACUGCCUUACUAUCCGGACACUCCUGGACUUCCGAGUUAUCGAAAUACUAUGACGCCAGCCGACGAAGAAGUAGUAACAAAUAGGAACACGUUGUCGAAUCCGAUGAAUUCUACGAUGGUUUCUCCAGCCUCCCAUGCGACUCAAUCAGCGUCAUACGUAUCCCCAGCGUCUAACACUUCGGCCGCCAUCAAUAACUCGCCAAGAUCACUACCGCAGCCAAGUUUCGCGCCAAGUCCAAUGCCGCCUGUCGGAUACACUUCCAACCAAUACUCGAGCCCGCAGACGCCCCAAUCAGGACGAAAUUCGUCGCUUUCAUCAAACAGAAAGAGGAUGGGAGAAGUUGAAGAAGCAUAUCAGAAAAGGUCUAGAAGAUCAGACCUUGGAUUUUAUCCUCAUCGGCAACAAGAUAUGACACCGAUGCAACCAACAAAUGCGACGCAUUCACCAAGUGGAGCAAUGCCGAUUCCACCGUCUUAUCUUCAUCAGCCUUUUGAUAACGGUUUUCAAGGCUUCACAGUUUCCCAGAAUCAACUUCGUGCUCAGCAAACUGCGGCAAAUUUUGCAGCACAAGAAAGAAAUGGACAACAGCAAAUCCACCAUCUUCAACACUCUCCUCAACUGCAAAUGCCACAGCGAUCUUUUGGUAACGGAUAUCCAAUUCAAAAUCCUUACCAACCAAACGCAUUCAACCAAAACGCUGUAGGAAAUGGGGUCUGGCAGGAGCAGAAUCACCAACCGAGUAAUCCGCUCCAUGAUGGCAGGCUUGGUCAGCACCACCCAGGAAUGAACUUUCCCCAGCAAUUUGAAGCCAGAGCGAAUUCCGUUGGACCAGCUUUCCCUGCAAUUCAUCAUACGCCACCCAUACCACAGGAUUAUGGCUCUUGGAGUCAAAAUCACCAAAUUUUGCAAGCUCAACCGCUGGUUCAAACGCCUCAUCAACAUCAUCCCGUGUAUCCACACCAUCCAUAUCCGUUUCCAAAUAAUUAUUACGGUUACCCGCCAUUUGCACCUCAACAGGCGAAUCAAGGGGCUCAUGGACAACGUGCUCUACAUCCUGGGAUUUCACCAACUGGGCAAAUGCCACCAAACCGCUAUGCCUCACAAAAUUUGAUGAGAUUGAGCAAUGAGGUUAUGCCUGCAAAAACUCGAGAUUUGGAAGAGCGAAAAAAAGCGGCCGAGAAAAGAAAGAAAGAGCUAAACGCUUUUGGCUGUCGACCUGCUUUCGUUGGAGCGCCAAACAAUCGAAAUCCGGAUGACGAUGACGAUCAGCAAGACUUCAUGCCUCCAAUGCCCCAUUCCUCUAAUGGAAACUUUCCAUCGUCCAGCAAUGGAAUGCUCGGUGGACAUCGCGGCAGCUUGAGCGUCUCCACUCAAGAGUACCCCGGCUCAAGCAACAACCGAAGUAUCAAACAAGCGGAAGCCGUCAGUCCCACGCUUUUGGUCCGCACGCUAGAGUUGGAGGAAUCGCAGUACGUCUUAUUGGAAGCAACGUCCGGAAGUUCUAAAGUCGCUGAACUAGUCGAAGAAGUCUUAAGCUCAUCACCUCUGUCUGUGGAUAUUCUGGCUUCAAAGUCGCCGUUCUCACCAGGCCUCGUGUCGCCAGGAAGCUCGCCCGGCAUCAAGGUCAUGCUCCCGUUGCCUCCACGAGUCCGGAGUUCCCGCGAAAAGGGAGCCACUGUCGCUACUUUUUCAAAGGUUUGUUUUCAUUUCUUUUCGCCUCUUGAAAACAAAAAUAAAUUCAGAAAAACGGUUGCUUGUCGUUUGACGCGUUGUUCAAUGUUUCUCGGCCAAAAGUUGAAGCCUCGGCCAUGCUCUCGUUCCAGAUCUCCGAAGUCUUCCAAGUUCAUGUGAGAAAAUGAUAAUAAGAUAUUUACUCAAAAAUUUUUUCAGGCGGAUAUUCCUGCGCCUCGAAUACGUUAUAGAAAAAAGAUGCCGAUCGUCCCUCGCCGACUGAGCGACGGCAACGAAAUGGUGAGAAAUAUAACUUCGAGUUCUAGUUUUCAAUCGCACUUCCAGAGCACCUCGAUGGACGUCAGAGAAGUUGCGGUGAGAAGAUUCGAUGUCAUGGACGAGGUGAGGACAUGGUCAAAACGAUUUUUCGCAACUUUCUUAUAGGUUCCGUUCGAUAGAGAUGCACCAUGCUGCAGCUACAGCUACCAUGAGAAACAGCCUUGGGUCAGUUUCAAAAAAAUAAUAUUUAUUUUCCAAUUCGAAAUAUUUCCAAACUAUAAAUAAGUUUUACAGGUUGCAAUCAGUGAGAAAAUGCCGUUUGAGCUAAGGGAAGACCUUCUCUCGCUACUUCCCGCCAAGUCUUCCCGCUUGAAAAUCUUGCCAGAACGCGUUUCCCGGAUCGAUUUGAAAGAAGAAACUCGUGAUCCACGGCCAAAGUUGCUGAUAGUUCCUGACACUCGACCAAUUGAAGAAAGAUAUCGCUCAAGGUCGCUGGAAAUCAAGAAUCGGCUCCCAGAGCGGGUACGUUGUCCUACUGUUCAAAAAAAUCUUCAAAAAUGUUGGUUCUGAGAAAUUUUUGAAAAAAAAAACAUUUUGAAUUCAAGAAAACUUCAGAACUAGUUCUAAAUGGAAAAAAAAUAAAAAAUAACGGCGAUUUUUCAAAAGUAGAAUUUCUGUACUCAAAAGAAAAAAAAACAAAAUUUUCGUGUCAUUUCAGUUCUACCGGACCUCAUCAGCCACAAACUUCUCGGAUAUCGAACAGCACAUUACCAAAAAGGCGAAGACUUCCAUGAAGGCUGUCGGAUUGAAUUUGGAGCAGAUGGUGAGUUUUUUUUUUGCAAUAAGGAGGAGGAAAAUCUGGAAAUUUAUAGGACGACUCGGUGGCUCGAUUGUCAGAAGAAGAAUACCUCGAGAAUGUACUGGAUGGUCACAAACUGGUCGACUGUAAUUCGCUGAUCCAUGACGCGGCUAAAAAUAGGAUCCUGGAGAGUAUGCUCUCAGUUCGAUGGGUACGUUAUAACUCAUCGAUUCAUAGCUAGAUACUUAGAAAAGGAAAAAACAAAUAAAUUUUUUCAGAACCCAGAAUCGCGUACGACAAUUGGUAAAGGACCGAAGUUCCCCAGUGAGCAACAACAACUUGACGCCGCUGCUUACAAAAAGGUGAUAAAGAAACGGCAGAUUUUCAUAAAAUAAUCAAUUUUACAGCACUUGGAAGUGUUCGAUCGAUACUGCUUGUUGAAAUCUGUCGAUGAGCUGGAAGUUGAAGAAAGCGCUGCGGAAGGUAUAGUUGAUAUUUCUUAACUUUUUCCUGACUGCUUCAAAAAAAAAGCCCUUCGAAAUUAAGUUCUAACUGCACCAGACCUCAAGCGACUUGAUGUUUGUCACGUAAAAAUAGUUUCCAGUCGUUUACCCUGAAUAACUGGGAAAAAGUUUGCAAGGUCUACGCAACCAAGUUUUCACUUUUCAUCCAGACAGUUUAGAACGGUGACGGUCGCAUUUUAGCCGAAGUUAUGUCAAGCUUGAAGUUCAAAUUCCGUCAAAACUGAAAUUUUUGAAUGAUUUUUUCCCGGUACUUUGUUAAAAAGAGGAAAUCCCAUUUAUAAUAGUAAGAAACCUUCAAAUUAAGCUCAAAGAACGCUUAUGAUAACCAUGAAAAUGUUUUCAACUACCUCAUUUUCCAGGCGAUGUCGCAUCAGACUCAGUGGCUCCGGAUAUGAACGGCUGGGAAACUUUCCAACAGUUCUACGAUUCCAACAUGGAUCUCAUCAACACCUACGGAGCCCAAAUUGGAGUAAGAAUAAUUGACCAAUAAAGCAAAAUGAUAAAAACUUUUCAGACAAUGCAAGAAGACCAGGAAAUGUACCUCUACGUCGAUGUGAUCCAAGCCUUGUUUUACAACCACAAAGUGCGAAAACUGCUCUGGAUUCAUAUGCUGACGAGAUUGCAAAGAGUUUUGUUCAACCCUCACUUUGUAUCAACUUGGGCGGAGCGUAGCGAGGAUUCAACGGUAUGAAGAUCGAUAAAUGAUUUGUGAAAAUGUUUUUUUUUUCAGUACCAAGAAGUUUUCUUGGAAAAGCUGAUAAAACUCCGACGCGAUGUCUACAACGCCAUCGAUUCGACUUUCAACAUCGAUCGAGUUCGACGGCGCAUUGAAGAAUGGCGCGAAUUGGAAAGGUGUGGAACUUGCUUUGAAAAAAAAUAAAUGAUACUUUUUUUAGUACCAACCGAUCCGAGAGAGCGCUUUACGAUCAGAUCAUGUUUGAGACGGUCAACCUCAUCCAAAGCGUGAGUUAUAAUAUUGAGUUUGAGCAAUUUAGGAGCUUUGGGAUGACAUAAAUUCAAAAAAUGUAGAAAAUUUAAUUUUUUCUCAAUUUUGGAGAUCAAGGUUUCUGAGAGGAACUUUAAUUUCAUUUCUAAAAAAACGAAUUUCUACCUUUCAGAUCGACAUUCCGGCCUACAUGAGAACUCGAACCUACUCUUGGAUGACCGAUAUGCAGAUGAAUCGCAACGCGAUUUCGAUUGACCAUGCUGACAUCGAACUGACAAGCUUCCAGCCCUCCGUCCAAGAACUUUGGAUUCUCUCUUCGGCAUUAGUGAGUUCAAAUCGCAUUUCUACCAAUUUAAAAGAUCAAAGUAAAAAUCGAAUCCGACUCGAUUUAGAAAGUUGAAACUAGCAAAAAAAAAAGCUGUUUACACCACAUUUCUGUUUCAAGAUUUAAAGAGAUGAUAAGACCUUUUUUUUACGAAAAAUGAUAGCAAUUUUUUUUGACAUAUCAAAAAGUGUAAAAACAUUUUCAGGAAGAAGCGAAAAUUCCAUGCGAAGACCUGUCGGAACUUUUUAACGUCUACACGAAGUGCACCAGAAUGCCGCAGGAUAUGCUCUACCGCGCUUUUUUCAACCAAGGCUACGAGCUUGGAAACGCUUUCCGAUCCCUCGGUCUUCGGGAUGGAGGACUUGUCGAUGAUCAAGCUCUUCGGUACUACGAGCACUGGUACAUCGUGAACGCCCUGCGCAACUGGCAACUCGGCGGAGUUCAUCACCGUCGCGUCAUGAUCCGAGGCGUGCCCGCUGCCGUUCAAGGACUCCUGAUCUCAUCCUUUGCUCACCGAGAAAAGCUCCCGGCCGUGGAACAACUCCUUGCUGAAGUCGACCACUACUACUGCUCCAUCACCAAAGAACUGAGAGUCAGGAAGCUGGCGCCGCCGCCGAUUCCUUUCAUCACAGCCAUUGACAUCUUCGAGGAUUCCAUUUCCAUCGCGACUAUUGUUGACCUCCAAGCGGUGGCCAACUCUUCUCCGUUGCCUUUGGAGCCGGCUGUGGACUCUGCGACUCGGCAUAGAGGAUACAGAGGAGACAUUCCGUUUGACGUCGAGGUGAAUUUUUUCUCCAAAGUAUUUUAAGGUCAACUGAGCUAAUCUUAGAGGGACAAAGUUUGAGAACAAAAUAUCAAAAAAAAGUUGAUAUUUUGAUCUCUUUGUCAUUCAACCUUUCUUUUUCGAGCCUAUCUGGAAACUUUUUCAGAAAAUUGAAAAUAAAAGUUUUUUCCGACUUUAUUCGAAAAAUUACAGGUCGACUAUGUGAACGACAAAGUCACUGUCAAGUUUUUCUCUGACGAUGGUACGAAGUCUGGACCAAGCGUUUGUUUCACACAUCCCAGGAACUUGCCCCAGAUUGAUGUAAAACCCUUCCUCUGCGAAAAAUCUCAUUUUCAAUUUUUCCAGGGAGUCGCUGAUUGGAAGGCGAUCGAUGAGCUUAUCAACACUCGAAUGGACAAAGUGUUGUUCCGUCGCCUGCGCUAUUCCGCUUCGAUCAGAACGUUCGCCGGGUAAUCUUUAGAUCUGUCUCUCAAAACAUUUUUGCUCGGGGCCGCGCACAGAAAUAAUGGUCUUUUUUACAGCGUUCGGAAAAGAAAACAUGACGAAGAGGAGCCCGAAGCCGAGGCCGAGGAAAGGUUUUGCAUUCCAGCCAUGCAGCGGUACGAGGAAAGGUUGCGCCGAACGUGAGUUUACUGUUUCUUUUUGCAAGCUGUCGCAUGAAAAAUGACUCAAUUGCUGAGAAAAAAAUGCGUCCGUCGUGAAAGCGACUCGCGCGCAUCUUUUUAUUUCCAAAAAAAAACUGGCUACGAAAAUCUUUGAAACAGUUGGUAGCAACUUUGAGUGUUCGAAACUGCCCAAAGAUUCAUCUUUUUUUUUUAAGAUCUUCUGUUUAAAAAUUCUGACAAAUAAAUGAGGUUUUUGAGGCUUUUUUUCAGAAUGAAAGAGUUUCUCGAAUUUUCGUUAGAACUUUUUGCGAGCAUUCAUGAUAAGUUUGAAAGAUUUUCAGGGGAAAGUCAAUUAAAGUCCAGAAGUUCUUUUUUUCAAAGUUUUACUUAAACCCCGACAUUGAAUCAUUUAUAAUAUUGCUCAAAAAUACAAAAUGAAAAUUCAGCAAAAAAAGGAUAAUUUUUGUUUUCAGUUGGAGACGCCACUCCCUGCUGACAUCCAAGAAUCUGGCUGUCCACGUCGAGAAAACAAGUCAUGAAGAGAACUUGGUCAUGACCAAAAAUCAAGCAGCCUACGCUGAGCGGGAACGCAAGAAGAUGUUCCGAGGAAAUGACGCUCGCGACAUUGUGACCGUCAACAGAAUCAACCGUCAAUUCCUCCCGGUUCCUCUGAGAAGAACGCGCUCGGCGCAGAAUUGGUUCGGCCGAACCCAUCACGAACAUUUCCUGGGAUGUUGGGCGAUUGCUGAAGCGAAGCUAGUUGGAGAGGCCCAGGUCUGUUUUAUUUCAAGAUUUUUCAGAGUUUCAUGAUUUUACUGUUUUAGAACAAAAUGCCAAGCCGCCCUUGGUUGCAUGUUGAAGAUGAUGCUGAAACGAUUGUGGGAAGAAGUGAGCCGACUUCUCCACUAUCGACUGCUGAGAUGAACAGCCGCAGUGAGCCACCGGCGGUUAGUUUUGAAGCCAACGAGACUUAAAAGUCUCUUCUUUCGGAAAACGAAAGCUUUUCUUGUUGAGAUGUUGAGGGACCACAUCUAUGGGUCAUUAAAAGAUUUUUUCAGCCGUUUUUUUAAGAAUUUUGAGAGCACGAUGAGAAUCAAUUUCCUUGUGUGAAGAUUUACGGAAUCAUUAUUUGACGUUUCCCAGCCCCCGUUUGAAUUUUCGAAAAGACUUUUUGGAAGUAUACUUCAAGACUUCCUGAUCCCACACCAAGAAAAAUUCCUCGCAAUAGAUUUUUUUCAAAAUCUACAUUAUUGACAUGAACGCUAUCUCAAGUUUUUGAAAAAAGUUUUAACUUGAAAACCAGGUCUAUUGUGAGAAUUUUUUGUUCUGGAAUCUGGCUGUCCUUCAGUAAAAAACUUCAGCAGAGUUUCAUCAAAAGUGUAACCGGGUGCUGAAAAUAUCCCCCCUUGUCAGUCUUCACUAUACCUAAUCAAGUGAUUUUCUCAUUCCUCCCACCAAACUUGACGGAAAACUGUUUCAGAAACGCGUCUGCUACGUGAGAGACGACAUUGUCACUCCGGAAUACUUGCUGAGAGAGUUUGGGGGCUCGAUUCACAAACAGCGGGUGGAGCCUGGCUGUGAAUGGGUGGCUGAAGAAGUCGACCUCGAAGAGCUCAACAACAGGAACAGCCAAAUAAUUGAAAGGCACUACGAAGAAGUGCUGGACGACGACGAAGAAGAGGAACAAAUUCGGGCGGGACGCCUCCGCACCACUUCUCCCUAA